AUGGCACACUCAAGACACACAUCCAAAUCCAGAUCCAGAUCCAGAUCCAGGCAAGGGCAGGGGCAGGGUCGUGAUGGGGUCCUGCCCUCGAUCGCCGCCUUAUUCGUGGUCAAAUUCGAUCCACGUCAAGGGUAUGAAGACUUGGAUUUCCCUUGGUUCAUCACGCGCGGUCUCAUCGAGGACAGGUACAAACUGGUCUGGAGCAGAUCGAUACCCGAUGUCCAACUCGAAGGUGUCGUGGACUUCAAAUCCUUGCCCUCCGGCCUACACAAUGUCAAGGAAGAUUUGGUAUACUUUAUUCACAAUAGCUGUGCCGGUAUAAGCGCCUUCGUCAAUGUGCCUGGGGACAAAUCUCAACGAAAUGCGGAGAUGCUGGCUGUCGGCGCAUUGGUGCCCUUGACCUAUGGAAGACUUGGAAAGAGUUGGCGGCAUGCUGAGGGGCUUCAAAAACUGGCAAAUGAGCACAUCUCAAAUGUCGACCGCCUGCAUAUGCUGGAGGAGUACUGGGGGGAAAACAGGCUCCAAGAAGGACAUAACGUGGAAGAGACGGUAGAUGAAUCACCUACACUUAUACCGAAACCUUCUUCGAAAAGCAGUCCUCGGCUGAAUGGAUACCGUCGGCCUCGUGCUAUCAGUGAUGCCACGGCAAUGAUGACCUCGCGUCAGACACUUUCACCACAUCAUCCUGCUAUCUCGCUACCUAGACUCAUCAACGACGUGGGACCUCUCAUAUUUCCCCUAUAUCGAGCUGCUCUUCUGCGAAAGCGUAUCCUCAUCGUAGGAGAACCACCAGUAGAGCCUAAUUUCUAUGAUAUCUCGAUCAUCUCGUCUGUACCAGAGUCUCUCCUGCCACUACUACCAGUCGACAGCAUACCACCCCUCAGCCUUCGUCCCCUUUUCAAUGUUGGCGUCACCGACAUUCCAAUCCUCGAAAACUCCCCACAACACCAGUCCUCCACCAACACCGAACCCACCUCGGAGUUCUCACCCAGCUGGAUAGCCUGCACAACUGACGACGUCCUCGCCACAAAACCCCAACUCUACGAUAUCCUCGUCGACCUGCCUCCUUCCUCCCAAUCAGCCCCAAUCAUCCACCCUACACCACCAAGCCCUCCAGCCGCUUUUAAAAAGCAUACCCCCUACCCCAAGAUCUACCCUAGCUCUCCGCUCCUCUCCCGUCUCGCCCCACAACAUGGCAUCAAAGCCACCCGCCGAGACCUUCGCCGCUACCUCACCCUCCGCUCCAAUCUGCGCAAUCUACCGUCUGCAAAACCGCCUGCCCCUGCCCCAAACAUACCGCCAGAACGACGAGACCGCACAGCACCCCGCCCGGAGGACGACGAUGAUAUCGAGGACCAGGACUCUACGACGUCAGAUUCCAGUCUGUUCAGCACCUUCUCCCGUACGUCAGUAAUUGAAUCCACACCCUGGGCACUGAUAGCAUAUACGAGUUUCAUCUGGUGGGCUUCUGCUGGAGAGAAGAAGAGGGGGUUAGGUGAGGAUGAUGAGCAGCAGGUUUCAGAAGACGAACAGGAUCGUGCUCUUCUUCUUUCGGGCCAUGAUGAAGCUGAAGCGGAAGAGGGAGAAGGACAGGAGGACGAAGAGAGGUUUGGUGGGCUGUCCAAAGAGACGGCUAUAGUGGGUUAUUUCCAUCGGUUAACUGGGUUGAUCUUCACAACGGUUAGCGACGCUAUCAGCCGGGUGGAUGGGGAGGGUGUUAGAAGAGGAGGAGAUUAUACGAAAUACGCGGAUGACAACGAGAACGAGAGCGCUGGAAGGGGUCAAAGCAGGGAAGAAGCUGUUCACGGUCUGGGACUCAUGUCGCCCUCCGACGAGCCGGCCGACAUCGCGGCAGGGAAGGACGCGGGAGGAAGAGAAGAAGGAGAAGACGCGGACACGGCAGUCGCUGCUCCUUCGAACGGUGAAGGCGAAGAUGAACCUCUCCUCCCUCAAGCAUCCUCUUCGAAAACCCCUUCUCUGUCAUCCUCCCUCGAUGAAGAGAGACCCACUGCGCUCGUCGAAAUAACAAGCGAAGACAUGGCGCAAAUGGGCCUCGACGUGUGGAGUAGUGCCGACCGGUCCUUUGUGGAGGAAUUGGUGCUUCUAUGGUGGGGACGCGAAGCGGUGGUGAGGGGAGGUAGAGUCGAGUGCUGUGGUGUCCGGGUCUUGUAG
Endocarpon pusillum Z07020 is the source of this 2172-nucleotide messenger RNA. RefSeq lists its product as uncharacterized. The transcript has 5 exons. NCBI's taxonomy places the organism in Eukaryota, Fungi, Ascomycota, Eurotiomycetes, Verrucariales, Verrucariaceae. Gene Ontology annotation, cellular component: lipid droplet. The record is from RefSeq and is a predicted model, not a curated record. Bases 1 to 2172 code for a protein of 723 amino acids.